Molecule: messenger RNA, 459 nt
Organism: Chionomys nivalis (European snow vole)
Lineage: Eukaryota; Metazoa; Chordata; Mammalia; Rodentia; Cricetidae
Gene: Arl14epl
Product: ADP ribosylation factor like GTPase 14 effector protein like
Exons: 3
Coding region: 1-459 (152 amino acids)
Source: RefSeq, a predicted model, not a curated record
AUGUGCGAACCUUCCGAUAAGAACAACCUCACUCGAGAAGAAUCCACAAAUCAAAGGUUUCCAGAGAAGAACAGUCAGAUUGGACAGAAGCAACUGCAACAGAUAGAGCGGCAGCUAAAAUGCUUGGCAUUUCAAAACCCUGGACCCCAGGUGGCAGAUUUUAACCCCGAGACAAGGCAGCAGAAGAAGAAAGCAAGGAUGUCAAAAAUGAAUGAAUAUUUUUCUGGGAAGUACAAAGUGAUGAAGAAGUAUGACAAAAGUGGCAAGCUAAUCUGUAAUGACAUGGACCUGUGUGACUGCCUGGAGAAGAACUGCCUGGGCUGCUUCUACCCUUGCCCCAAGUGCAACUCCAACAAGUGUGGGCCCGAGUGCCGGUGCAACCGCCGCUGGGUUUAUGAUGCCAUUGUCACUGAGUCUGGAGAGGUCAUCAGCACCUUGCCAUUUAGUGUCCCCGACUAG